GUGUACUCAAAAAAUUAUUUACUAGUGCUAUAUACAUACAAUGGCUGCAAGACGCUUUUUUGUUGGUGGUAAUUGGAAAAUGAAUGGAGACAAAUUAAAAAUUAACAGUAUUUUGGAAUUUCUUAAUGCUGGAGAAAUGAACCCUGACACUGAUGUUGUUGUUGCUCCACCAUCAUUGUAUGUUGCUCAUGUGAAAGACGGUCUCAAAAGUAAUGUGAAAGUUGCUUUGCAAAAUUGUCAUUCAUUGACAUCAGGAGCUUAUACAGGAGAGGUAUCUGCUGAAAUGGCCGCUGAUCUUGGAUGUGAUUGGAUUAUCUUGGGCCAUUCAGAAAGAAGGCAUAAAUUUGGAGAAAGUAAUGAGUUUAUCGGAGAAAAAGUUGCACAUGUUUUAUCCAGCACAAAGCUUGGUGUCAUUGCUUGUAUUGGUGAACUGCUUGAAGAACGGGAAGCUGAUAAAACAAUGGAGGUGAUUUCAACACAAAUGAAGUCGAUUGCGGCAAAUGUCAGCGACUGGUCCAGAAUGGUCAUAGCAUAUGAACCAGUUUGGGCUAUUGGGACAGGCAAAGUUGCUACUCCAGAACAGGCACAGCAAGUGCACUCGGAAAUUCGAAAGUGGUUGAUUGAGAAUGUCAAUCCAAAUGUAUCUGAAACAACACGCAUCUUGUAUGGUGGUUCUGUGUCUGCUGGAAAUUGUGCUGAGUUGGCCAAGAAGCCAGAUGUGGAUGGUUUUUUAGUUGGUGGAGCUUCUUUAAAACCAGACUUUGUUAAAAUUGUGAAUGCAAGAAUGUAGACUAAUGAGAGGAGGAAAUAAACUCUAUUAAUACUGCCUGUAUUUAGAUAAUUGCUAGGAUUUUUAAAUCUGAUGCUCAAAAUUAUGUUUUUUAUGUUUGUUGCUGUUUUUUUGUGUUUUUACCAGUAAGAAGAAACUGACAUGAAAGA
Molecule: messenger RNA, 939 nt
Organism: Hydractinia symbiolongicarpus
Lineage: Eukaryota; Metazoa; Cnidaria; Hydrozoa; Anthoathecata; Hydractiniidae
Product: triosephosphate isomerase-like
Exons: 1
Coding region: 41-790 (249 amino acids)
Biological process (GO): glycolytic process; gluconeogenesis; glyceraldehyde-3-phosphate biosynthetic process
Cellular component (GO): cytosol
Molecular function (GO): triose-phosphate isomerase activity
Source: RefSeq, a predicted model, not a curated record